AUGCCACAACACCAACAACAAAGAUCGGAUGGACUAGAUGGAGAAAUGGAAGAUGCUUCCCUACAAGAUGCAGCAAUGGCAAUUCCAGACAUGGAUGCAUUAUCGGUUUCAACAAAUGCAAGUAUAGAUGAAGAUCUAAUAGCCGCAACAUCAACAGCAGAUGCAGAACGAGCUGCUUUGGACGAUACAACGCACGAUAUGGAUUGGAAUCAUUUACUCGGUUUAUCAGGACAAGGAUUAAAUGCUGCAAAUGCGGCCACUUCGAUGGGCUUCGCAGCCGCACGUCAAACGACCGCAUUCAGUCUUUCGGUCGCAAAACGAUUCACACAAGGAUUAUUGGCUUUGCCUGCGAUGGCAUUGGACGGUACAAUAAUGGGCAACGCACCCAAUACGCAUAACUAUAGAGCUGAUGGCGGUCCAAAUUCAUCUUCAAUUGCUGGAAUAACACAUGCUGCAGUUGGUGGAAUAUUUGACGUGAUCAGUACGUUGGCCGUUGGUGGAAUUGAUAUCGGAACGGCAAUCACUGGUGCUGGCUUGGGUGCCGCUGCAAGUGGUGUAGAAGGCGUUCGAAGAGCACUUGGAAGUGAAGUUUUACGUAGUUUAGGCGCUUUUUCUAGACUCGUUCGAAGAGAAUGGCAUUCUGCUUCUGAUACACUUCCGCCAGGAGGUAUUCCUGCUUAUUCCAUCUUGGGCAUCACACAGGCCAUGACGGCUUGGGUCAGUAUUCAAAUGGUGACACGAGAGUACUAUGAGAAAAAGAUGUUGAGGAAUUUAGAGGUUGUGAAUCUGGAACAAAUUCAUGCUUCCAUCAAAGCGGCGAAAGAAAAGAAAGAACAAGAGGAAGCCGAACUUCUCAAUCGUGCACGAAUCGAGCCUGCUCCUCAAGAGACAGAACUUGCAAAGAAAAAGCAAGUGCGCAUCCUUGAUGAUGAAGAAUUACCAGGUGACGAAGGAGACGUUAUUGAUGCAGAGAUUGGCACGACAGAUGCUCCAUCGGUUACUUCUCAGCCCCUGUCUCCUCCUACCGGAUUGAACAAUGAAGAGGCAGUAUUUGGAUUGAAGCGUUAUUCGAGAUUGGUUUUGGGUGUAUACGGUGGUGUUGCUCUUGCUUGGCUUGGAAGUUUGCCUCCCGAUUUGAUGCAAGCUGCCGGAACAGUAGUAGACGGCGAAGGGGCAACGAUCAGACAACCAAACAGCACUUUACCCAAUCCCAACACUUCUUCCAACGAAUCAAGCGCAGAUGAGCCUCUCAUCAGCGAUGAUGCAGCUGAAUUCUUGCGUGCUGCCGCUUCGUUAGAUUUGGAAGAUGAGGAAUUGAUCGAUGAUGAGGCAGGAAGCGUUCUACAAGCCGAGACUACAUCAACACCAGCAAGUGCAUCUCUUACACCACCAUCACAACAGCAGCCCGGUCGUUCAUACAGUUACUAUGACAUUUUGAUGGGCACUGCGGAUGGAGAUAUUUUCCAUAGAUUGGGAGGAUUGGAACAAGGAUUGGCCAAAGAGGGUGAUUAUCAAGAAACAUCUUCUCAAGCAGGAAGUGCUGCUCAGCGGUUACGUCGAUUGAACAACCGAGUGGCCCGGCCAUCCAAGCCAAGGUAUUAUGUAGUCACAGAUCAUACACAACGAAAAAUCGUCCUUGUGCUUCGUGGAAGUUUGACACUUGGCGAUAUCGCAAUCGAUCUUACGUGUGAAUCAGCAAAUUUUGACGAACAGUGGUCGGAUGAUGCUAAAGACAGGAGCGGACAAGGUGAAGAGACUGCAAGUUUCAUCGUUCAUGAAGGAAUGUAUGAAACGGCAAAAGAGAUUGGUGAAAUUGGAAGACCUGUUCAUCGUGCAGUCCGAAGGGCUAUGUUGGCUCAUCCAGGCUAUGCGCUUGAUAUCACAGGUCACUCUUUAGGUGCAGGUGUUGCGGCCCUUUUGGCAAUCAUGUGGGCUUCGCCUGAUACUGGUUUGACAACCAAGAGCAGUGGCUUACCAACAGGCAGAAAGACACAUGCAUACUGUUUUGCCGUACCUUGCGUGAUGGGCGUCAAAUUGGGAAAGCGUGCAGAACCUUUGGUGACAAGUUAUUGUUAUAGCUAUGAUUUGGUUUGUCGUUUGAGUUUAGGUGCAAUCUUGGACAUUCGAAAUGCAUGUGCUUGGUUAGCAUAUGAAAAUUCUCAACCUUCAACGAAUUCACCCGCAAGCAAUUCAAACGAAUCUACUUCUGGUCUCGCACAUCCGAUUCGAUUGACAAACAUUAUGCAACGAGCCUUUGUUCAUCAAUCCGGCCGUCUAAGCGGGCAAAAUAAAGCAGAUUUAGAAGCUGACUUUUUGGCGUUGAGGAAAACGUUGGAAGCCAACAUGAAACACGUCGAAUUGUAUCCACCAGGAGUAGUUUUGUAUAGUCUACCACCAGAUGAUAUCGCUGAUGGAAUUGAACCUGAACAAGCAAAAGUCCAAGUACGAGAUCGAUUGCAAAGUGGACGUUUGGUCGGAGAAGUAUUUGAUCAAAUCAUUCACAGCCGUGGCAUGUUAUCGAAGCACAUGCCGGAUAUUUAUCAUUUGGCAAUCGAUGCUUUGUAGUGGAACUAUACCCAUCUUUACCUUAUGUACGCAGAUUAUAAUGGAAUGAAAUUCUUUAUGCCAGUC
Messenger RNA from Meira miltonrushii, 2631 nucleotides. RefSeq lists its product as uncharacterized. The transcript is spliced from 8 exons. NCBI's taxonomy places the organism in Eukaryota, Fungi, Basidiomycota, Exobasidiomycetes, Exobasidiales, Brachybasidiaceae. The record is from RefSeq and is a predicted model, not a curated record. The coding region runs from base 1 to 2565 and encodes 854 amino acids. Gene Ontology annotation, biological process: lipid metabolic process.